Messenger RNA from Penicillium salamii, 840 nucleotides. The record is from the annotation of a GenBank genome assembly. NCBI's taxonomy places the organism in Eukaryota, Fungi, Ascomycota, Eurotiomycetes, Eurotiales, Aspergillaceae.
AUGUCACUAUUACCGAUCUUCGAUCAGAAUGCUUCACAGAUCCCGAAUAUGAACACCCUACCUGGUCUUCCCGUCGAGCUCUUAUUGUCCAUUACAGACUUCCUGCCUAUCAACGAUUGGAUUUGCCUGUCGCUCUGCAACCACCGAUUAUUUGCCAUAUAUAAUCAUCGAUACAAGUCUAUGUGGCCCACCCGGGAAAUGAAACUCACUAUUCUACGGCAGCUCCAACAGGAUUUACCGCGACAUUUCAUCUGCUACCAAUGCUAUUUGCUUCACUUAUAUGACGGCUCUGAAUCCUUUGGUCUUUCUGGCCCAAAAUUCUGGGAGGGAUGCCCUCUCCGUUGCCGCCGCCUUAUACGCAAAAACUUUUUUGAAUUGGAGUUGCUUACCGAAUUCGGGUACUGGAACUACAUGCCCCGUAGGUUCUCUUUCCUACAUCUACAGCUUGCUAUGCGGAGAUUUUAUCUGGGAGAUGAAUUCGGCAUAACCACCGAGUCCUUGGCUUACACGCAAGUCCGAUUCCACCCCAGCAAAGGAUCGUGGCCUGGCGUUACAUAUCUGAUUUCGACUGACGCAAGAAUCCGCCCAGAGCCACCAGGGCUUCACAUAAGAAUGCACAUGUACAUCUGCAAGCAUGUUCCCGGUUGGCAGAAGGAGAGACAACUCGACGCCAUGGUCAAGGCUUUUUUCCAAGGGAAGUACUUUUCACGUUCCAAGCAUACUUGCAAGAGGUGCAAUACCGAUUAUCAAAUUGAGCUCUGUGUUCAUUUCGAUCAACUGGCCCUGGUCCUCACGACGUGGUUUAAUCUUGGCCCGGGUUUGACGCCAGACGAUCCUUGA